AUGGCGCAAGCGCAGGUUCAAUUCUGCAGUUUCCCACCCUUCAAAGCCUAUGGGGUGGAGAGAUGGUGGUUGGACAACCUUCUCAAGGCUGGAAAGUUGACGCGGACGUAUCUUCGCGUGGCUGCACAGGUGACAGUCGGAUUCCAAAAACGACUGGGAGACUGCAAGGCUGCAGAGCGUUAUCUUCACGACCAAGCUAUUCGAGACGCCGUGCAGGCAGAGUCCAAGACGCCAGAGUCCGCGAUGUUACCCAUGAAGACGUUUGGGCCAGUCGAGGAGUUCGUGGCUUGCCACGACGGACAGCCUCGCUUCCGCCGUCCAAUACUUGCAAUCGUGGGCGGCACACGCUUGGGUAAAUCCAUGCUGGCUGCCCACACUUUGAAGCGGGUGGCGAACAAGUUGGGUUUGAGUGAGAGCAUGGACCUUGCAGAUUUUGACCGUCGUGUGCAUUCCGGGGUUCUUCUUGACGGCAUCGGAGAUGCCAUGUUCUUGAAAAGGAACCGGGAAGCCCUGCAAGGUCGCCCAAAGAUCGUGAAAGGGACGAGAUCUGCCACGAACGUUUUUUCCUAUUCCUAUUCUUUCUGUGGACGGGCAGUUGUCGCAACUUUCGAUUUGUCGGCCCAGAACCUGGGAGAACUCCACACCGACCAUUGGCUGUGCAAUCGUCAGAAUGUCCAACUGCUACGCCUAGACGAGCCAGCCUACAUUGAGCCAGCAAGCCUGAGCGCUGCUGGGAGUGAUGUUGCCGACUCACGUUCUGAUCAGCGAAAGCGCAGGUGGGUGGCUUCGCCUGGACCUAAGCGCGAGCUGCAGUUCGACGAGUCAGGCUGA
This is a messenger RNA of Symbiodinium sp. CCMP2456, 831 nucleotides long. NCBI's taxonomy places the organism in Eukaryota, Dinophyceae, Suessiales, Symbiodiniaceae. The record is from the annotation of a GenBank genome assembly.